Messenger RNA from Cyprinus carpio (common carp), 2519 nucleotides. It is a transcript of the gene hdgfl2, whose product is annotated as HDGF like 2. The record is from RefSeq and is a predicted model, not a curated record. Gene Ontology annotation, molecular function: double-stranded DNA binding; transcription coregulator activity. Gene Ontology annotation, biological process: regulation of transcription by RNA polymerase II. The transcript has 16 exons. Gene Ontology annotation, cellular component: nucleus. Lineage: Eukaryota; Metazoa; Chordata; Actinopteri; Cypriniformes; Cyprinidae.
GGCGGGACUUCCGCUGACAAAAAAUGGAAUGAGCGGAAACCGCUGCAGAAACCAACCGCCUUUCCUCGCCUACUGUACCCGAACCAGGUCUCGCUGUCUGUCGGCCUGAAAAACGGACCGCGGACGACCACGAACGAGCAGGACGAGGAGCGGUGCAUAGAGGGACGACAAGAUGCCGCACAACUUCCGGCCCGGGGAUCUUGUGUUUGCUAAAAUGAAGGGAUAUCCCCACUGGCCGGCCCGGAUUGAAGAUGUUGCAGAGGGGGCUGUCAAACCUCCGCCUAAUAAAGUCCCCAUUUUUUUCUUUGGGACUCAUGAAACAGCAUUCCUUGCACCCAAGGACCUUUUUGCAUUUGAAAAGUACCAAGACCAAUAUGGGAAGCCCAACAAAAGGAAAGGGUUCAACGAAGGCUUGUGGGAAAUCCAAAACAACCCUCAUGCCUCCUAUAGCACACCUGCACCUGCAUCAUCAUCAUAGUGCUGAUUUGUAAAAUAUUCCUUGUCGGGAAGUGAUGCGGAAGAUGACGAGGAAGCGGUGGUACCGAGGAAAGCUGAAACGGGAAGUAAUGAUUCUGACUCUGGAAGUGAGGAUCAAAGGAAGACGGCAGUGAAGCGCAAAGCUCCUGCUGCAAAGCGGCCACCAGUGAAGAGAACACGGGCGUCAUCCAGUGAUCGAGAUGGAGAGGAGAGUGGAUCUCCCUCAGAACCUGAACCAUCACCCAGCUCGGACUCUGACUCCGGCAAAAACAGCGACCAGGACUUCACGCCACAGAAGGAGUCGGGCGGUCGAGGCGGAAAAAAGCCAGCAGGCAGAGGCAGGAGGAAGUAUGGAUCUUCUUGAUCUUAUUCAGUUUUUUGGUCCCAGUCAGAUCAGAGGGCCGUCAGGAGCGAUUCAGAAGAUGAGAAGCCCCGGCCGGCCGUCUCUGGAUCCGAAUCGCAGUCUGGAUCCAAAUCCGACUCCGAUUCAGAACCUCCUCCUCCUCCUGCAAGGAAAGCCCCACAAGCGCGCAAGAAAGCGGAUAAACCACCACCAAAGCCUCGGGGAAGGAAAGCCAAACCAGCUCCAGAAAGGGCUCCUUCCUCUUCAUCAGACAGCGAUAGUGACAGUGAGACGGACCGCGUCAGCGAGUGGAAGAAGAGAGACGAGGAGCGGCGGAAGGAACUGGAGGAGCGAAGGAAGAAAGAGGAGGCUGAAGAGCUCCGUCGGCUCCGGGAGCGAGAGAAAGAGGAGGAAGAGAAAAGGAAAAAGGAGAAAGAGAACAAGGCCAGGAGAGGAAGCAGCAGUGACAGCAGCAGCAGCAGCUCUGACAAUGACGUGGAUGAUCACCCUCUCAAAAAAUCCAAGAAACCUCCGCCUCCCCCCAUCCCCGCACCUUCAGACUCCGACUCGCCACCACCUGCAGAGGUGAAGAAAUCCGCCAAACGUCAAGACAGCCGGAAAGGGCGGCAUAAGAAAGAGAAGGAGGUGAAAGAGAAAAAAGAGAGGAAGAUCAAAGAAAAGAGGCCUCAGAGAUCAGAGGAGAAAGAAAAAACGAGGCAUAAGGCCGAGAAGCCGAAACGGAAACCGACGCGUCUAUCUGAGAAGAAAGUCGAGAAGAAAAAAGGUCAAAUGAAACAUGUUCUCAUGGCUAUCCAUAAAGUGAUGAGGUUUUAACUGAAAGUUGACAACCCAGACAUUGAGAAGUGUCUGCAGGCCCUGGACGAGCUCAGCUCAGUACAAGUAACCACUCAAAUCUUGCAGAAGAAUGCAGAUGUUAUUGCCACACUCAAAAAGGUACAAACAUUUGCCAUUUAUAAUGAGGUUAUUGUUAAUGUUAAUGCAGUCUACAAUAAACUGAAGCUCCAGUUCAUUGGCAAGGUUGAGACCACUAAGGCAGGAAAAGAUGAAAUGGAUGAAGAGAACAAAGAGAAAGAUGAGCAAAACGCAGAUGACUCUAAACCAGUGAACGGAGAGUCAGAGAGUGAGAAAAAAGACGUUUCUGAAUCGGAAAGCAACCCCAAACCCACAGACCAAGAGAAACAGGAUGAGAACAAAUCCCCGAACGGCAUCAGGCCCAAUCCAGACGAGCCAGCAGAGCAGCAAACACACACGGCUGACUCCACAGAGGCCGAUCCGGCAGCAGACACAGACGUGAAAGAGGACAGUAGAGCGCAGGACGAGCAGAUGUCUUCUGAGAGCUGAACGAUUCACAAACACACUUUGGCUUCCUUCAUUCGUCUGUGUUACUUUUUGUCCGCCCACCUUUGUGAUCUACAUGAGUUUCUCGUGUUGUACAUAAAACGUGAUAUGAACAUUAUUAGCACUUUUGAAUUGAGACGUCAUGAGGCCAACAAGCGCCUUAAUCUAAAUGUUCAGUGUGGAGGAUUCUGCGCUACACACAUCCGGUCAGUCGAGGACGAGCAUUUUAUUUCAGAACCACGCUGACGUCGAGGAGGAAGAACACCGAAGCCCCAAUGUAUUUGAAGACUGUGCUUGUAUUAUGUAGCCGCUUUUUAUGAGUAAAACCUUUUUUGCUUUA